Cylindrotheca closterium is the source of this 1485-nucleotide messenger RNA. The record is from the annotation of a GenBank genome assembly. NCBI's taxonomy places the organism in Eukaryota, Bacillariophyta, Bacillariophyceae, Bacillariales, Bacillariaceae.
AUGCUAAAGUAUACUACGAAUCUAUACAGUAGACCAUCCUGGAAUCAACGCACCAAAUACCAAGAGGUUGUGAAACGUUUCUUUGCACCAAGUUCUCCUGCAAAUAAGACUGAAGGCUUAUUGGGAUCGUCUGUGGUGGUGACCAGUGUCUUUCCAGAUGAUACCGCAUCGGCCGCUGGUGUCCGAACCCGAUUUCUGCUGGAGCGGUUGGGUCAACAUGCACGAACGACACACGGAUCGUUCACUUUUACAAAUCAGCAAAAAAAUGCAGCGGAUCGUGGCGGGUCGGUCAUUCUGACUACUACCGACAAAGAAUGGAAUCAAUUGUCGUCAUCAACUUCAACAACCGGACAACAGAGAGUGCCAAUGGAACAAGAAUAUCAGCAGUGGAUCCCCAAUCUAAUGGUGGAACAUUUGCCGAUGAAUCGGAGCCAUGCAGUUGAGAACUUUCUGCUUAAGCAUAAUACGGAUAAGGGGAUAGAACGCAUCAUCUUUGACCGAUUUUAUGUGGAAGAAGCCUUUUCUCAUGCCUUUUGGGAAGGCACUUCAUCAGCCUUGGAUAACCAUAAGAAGCCUGCCAUGGUUUUGGAUAUGCAAGACAUGCAUUCUUUGCGACAUGGACGUCAAGAAGUAGUCCAAAAACUGGAUCGGGCUUUUGGUAAAGAACGAGGACGAGAAUACGAUCCAUUGAAACAUGUGAUUCCAGAAGUCAUGGCCUAUGCGCCGAAGGUGAAUGGACCAGGAAAAGACAGCGACCGACUUCUACGAGAGCUGGCUAGCAUUCAUCGUUGCGAUAUGACAUUGGUUUGUUCACCAUAUGAAAUGGAUCUGUUGCAGCGGGAGUACGGGAUUCCGAGGGACAAGCUCUGUCUGGCAUCCUUCUUUGUUGAUCAUCCAUCCAGCAUUGUUGGCACUAGCACUGUCGUAGACAAUGGAGAAGCCCCAAAAGAACAUGAAGAAACCAAGUUUGUCUUUUGUGGUGGCUUUCGACAUGAUCCAAAUGUAGACGCAGUUCAGGUGCUGCUGAAACAUGUGUGGCCAAAGCUUUUGUCUAUGAGUGGCCGCAACAUUCUGCUGGCUCCCUUACGAUUUGGAGCGGGCAUCAAGGGAAAGAUUCUAGAUGCUUGGAUGAAUGGUAUGCCUGCAAUUACAACUCCGAUUGGAAGCGAGGGAAUAGUUCAGAACAAGGAUGACUUUGGUGGUGCUGUCUGUUCCACAGUCCAUGACUUUUGUGAGAGUGCAAUAGCACUCAUGACGAAUUCGGACGGAUGCUAUUCCAAGGCACAGACACGAGGAUUCCAUCUACUCCGAAAGGAAUUUGAUAAAGAGCGUAACUGGGACUUGUUACAUCAACAGCUACAGUCAUUGCAAAGUGACUUGACUAAAAGGCGACAGAGGGACCCUGUACAGGCGUUGCUGUGGCACCAGUCGCUUCGAAGCACCAAGUACUUCUCCAAGUGGAUCGAAGAGAAAGAAACAAAGUAA